Molecule: messenger RNA, 231 nt
Organism: Ustilaginoidea virens
Lineage: Eukaryota; Fungi; Ascomycota; Sordariomycetes; Hypocreales; Clavicipitaceae
Exons: 1
Coding region: 1-231 (76 amino acids)
Source: RefSeq, a predicted model, not a curated record
AUGCUCGACUACCACGUGUCGAGCAACGACGUGGAUACUUGUCGUGAUGAUAUUAUUCGCCACAUCAUCAAGCUUAUUCAUGUGAGGGUAGAGCAGGUUGAUGAGGAUGAAGACGUGAAGCGGUCCAAGGAGAACAUUGAGAGGCGCAUGUUGGAGGUUCUGGGACGGGACAAGGUCGAUGAGCUGACGCGGGAGAAAAAGUAUCUUUCACUGGAGGAUAUUGAUUGUUGA